This is a messenger RNA of Rhinichthys klamathensis goyatoka, 2235 nucleotides long. Its product is annotated as activin receptor type-1C. Gene Ontology annotation, cellular component: activin receptor complex; plasma membrane. NCBI's taxonomy places the organism in Eukaryota, Metazoa, Chordata, Actinopteri, Cypriniformes, Leuciscidae. Gene Ontology annotation, molecular function: ATP binding; activin receptor activity, type I. The record is from RefSeq and is a predicted model, not a curated record. The transcript is spliced from 9 exons. Bases 442 to 1917 code for a protein of 491 amino acids. Gene Ontology annotation, biological process: cellular response to growth factor stimulus; protein phosphorylation; nervous system development.
CUGGGGGAAAAAAUGACCUGUUCGAUUCAUCCAUAUGAUCCACAAUUGAGUAUUUGUUGAAAUAAUGAACAUCACAUAAUGGUCUUUUAUUGCUUAAAAGCCAUAAACUCAUUCUAGUAAUUAUUCAUUCAAAAUAAACAAACAAAUAAAUAAGUAAACAUUCUGUACUUCCUUUACUGAGGUUAUUGGAGUUUCCCAAUCAUGCGGUUUAGGUUUGCUGGUGCACCCACCACCCUUCCAUCUCUGUCUUUCUCUCUCUGUAAUCCUCUUACAUUGAGCCACAGGAGGAGGAGCAAUUAAGUCUCUCUCUACGUGUUCAGUCGCUCUGGGAUUUAUUCAGAGUGGAGAAAUGCUAGCAGUCACUGUGGAAAUGCAGCAGAUUAGAGUCAUGGUCAUUUUGUCCGUAAAGGUGGAUGUAAUGUGCGGAGAGUGACAGAUGUCAUGUCUUAUCUCAGGUGCUCAGAAGUGGCGCUUUUACUCUUCAUUUUUGUGGAACUCACUACAGCCUUAAAGUGUGUAUGUCACUUGUGUGUGAACCACACUUGUGAGACAGAGGCAGAAGGAGCGUGUUGGAACUCAGUGAUGCUCAUAAAUGGGAAGGAGGAGCCAGUGAAGUCCUGUGUGACCCCAUCAGAGCUCAAGGGUCAGGUGUUCUGCCACAGCUCCAGAAACGUCUAUAAACGCAACUGCUGCUUUACAGACUUCUGCAACAAUGAGACGCUGCACUUCAAUCCAGAGCCGCCACCUGAGGGGUCUGGUUGGAGUCAGCUGGAACUAGCAGCAGUAAUUCUUGUGCCGUCGUGCCUGGUGUGUGUAGGUGUCGUUCUGGGAAUGUGUGCCGUACAAAACCUGCGAUGCACACACAUUAAAGCCCACAAACAGGAUCCAGAGGAACCCCUGGAUGACCAUACUCUGGUGUCACCUGACAAAUGCCUGAAAGAGCUCAUCUAUGACAUGAGCACCUCUGGCUCUGGUUCAGGAUUGCCCUUAUUGGUCCAGAGAACGAUUGCUCGAACCAUUGUCCUCCAGGAAAGCAUUGGAAAGGGGCGCUUCGGGGAAGUGUGGAGGGGCAAAUGGAGGGGGGAGGAUGUCGCUGUGAAGAUCUUCUCAUCACGAGAUGAACGCUCCUGGUUUCGUGAGGCUGAGAUUUAUCAGACAAUAAUGUUACGUCACCAGAAUAUUUUGGGAUUUAUCGCCGCUGAUAACAAAGAUAAUGGCUCAUGGACACAGUUGUGGCUGGUGUCUGAAUAUCAUGAGCAUGGGUCUCUCUUUGAUUACCUGAACAGAUACACGGUAUCAGUGGAGGGAGUGAUAGUUCUGGCACUGUCCAUCUCCAGCGGUAUCGCCCACCUGCACAUGGAGAUUAUUGGCACUCAAGGGAAGCCCGCCAUUGCUCACAGAGACAUAAAGUCAAAGAACAUCCUGGUUAAGAAGAACGGAACCGCUGUGAUUGCGGAUCUUGGUCUGGCUGUCAAACACGACUCUAAUACCAACACCAUUGACAUCCCCAUUAACCACAGAGUGGGCACCAAGAGGUACAUGGCUCCUGAGAUCCUGGAUGAUUCUAUAAACAUGAGCAGCUUUGAGUCAUUUAAGCGGGCUGAUAUAUACUCACUUGGCCUGGUGUUCUGGGAACUUGCUCGCAGAUGUUCUGUCCAAGGGAUUCAUGAAGAUUUCCAGUUGCCUUAUUAUGACCAGGUGCAAUCAGACCCAUCAGUGGAUGAUAUGAGGAAGGUGGUGUGUGAACAAAAACUCCGACCUAACAUUCCCAACCAGUGGCAGAGCUGUGAGGCACUGAGGGUGAUGGGUAAGAUCAUGCGGGAGUGCUGGCAUGCCAAUCCAGCUGCUCGGCUAACAGCACUACGUGUCAAGAAAACCUUGUCUCAGGUGAUGGUGCUCAAGGACGUUAAAGAGUAACCCAGCGGCCUGGUUACCCCUCUUAUCUCUGUCUAUCAGUGUUAUUGGGACAUUUAAAAUGCUCAGUUAAGAUGCCAAAGAUUGCAGGAAUUUCAGAGGGGAAAAACUGUCUAUGACACAUGUGCUUUAAAAAAAAAGAAGGAAAGUGUAUUCUGUUUUGCAGUCAAUAGAUGGUGAUAGAGUACUGAGAUACUGCUACCUCAACUGAUACAAGUGCCAAAUGCUUUGAGUUGCACGUUAAGCUUUGUGCCAUAAAUAUUUUGCUUGGUGUAAUUUACAAAGUCUCACUUAAAAUGUCUGUAUAUCUGUUUUCAGAAA